Psylliodes chrysocephalus is the source of this 1551-nucleotide messenger RNA. NCBI's taxonomy places the organism in Eukaryota, Metazoa, Arthropoda, Insecta, Coleoptera, Chrysomelidae. The record is from the annotation of a GenBank genome assembly.
AUGCACUUUCAACGAAGUCUAGUUGUUGGAUUAAUUGUAAUAUUGCAAAUUUCUUGUUACGAGCUGAAUAAGAAAAGGUUCCCGGAUCAUUUCAGAAUAGGACUUGCUACGUCAGCCUAUCAAGUUGAAGGGGGUUGGAACGAAGAUGGCAAAGGUGAAAACAUAUGGGACAGAUCGGUCCAUUCCAUACCGUCACCCAUAUUUAACAAAGAGACCGGAGAUAUAGCUUGCGAUUCAUAUCAUAAAUACAAAGAAGAUAUAAGACUACUCAAAAAUAUGGGCGUGGACCAUUAUCGUUUUUCCAUAUCGUGGUCCAGAAUAUUACCAACAGGAUACGCCAAUCAGAUCAACGAAGCUGGAGUAAAUUACUACAAAAAUUUAAUUAAAGAAAUACGAGCCAACGGGUUAGAACCAUUAGUAACAAUAUAUCACUGGGACCUCCCGCAACCAUUACAAGAUUUGGGGGGCUGGCCCAAUGAAUACAUAGUGGAUCUAUUCGAGGAAUAUGCCAGAGUGGCAUUUACCUUAUUUGGAGAUGAUGUAAAACAGUGGAUAACCAUAAACGAACCAAAACAAGUGUGCCAAGAGGCCUACGGUUCCGGAAUAAAAGCACCUUUUAUUAAGUCGCACGGACUUGCGGAAUACUUGUGUACUCACAACGUUAUUAAGGCGCAUGCCAAAGCAUGGCACUUGUACGAUGAUGAAUUUAGGAAUAAACAGAAAGGUCGCGUGGGCAUCGUUAUCGACACAUUUUGGAUGGAACCUGCAAGUGACAGCGAGGCCGAUAUUAAUGCAGCAGAACGACAGCUUCAAUUUAUUUUCGGUUGGUAUGCAAACCCAAUACUAAGAGGAGACUACCCAUGGCAGAUGAAGAAAUUCAUAGGAGAAAGAAGCGCCAAACAAGGUUUUAAAACGUCUCGUCUUCCAGAGUUUACCAAACAAGAAAUCGACUACAUAAACGGCACUAUAGAUUUCCUUGGAGUGAAUUACUACACAACCAAUAUGGUUAGCGAAAAAAACGAUACCGUUAGAAAUGAAGUUUCUUGGGAAGCUGACGCCGAAACUAUCAGAUUUGUCAAACCUGAAUGGCCAUUUUCGACCACUUGGUUAAGGGUCGUACCAUGGGGCAUUGGGAAAGUGAUGCAUUGGGUAAAAAAGACGUAUGGUGAUAUUCCUAUUUGGAUUACCGAAAAUGGCAUGGCUACUUAUGGAGAGAGCCUGGAAGAUGAUAACAGAAUCGAAUAUUAUCAGAAACAUUUGAGUUAUGUCCGAGAUGCAUUAGAGGAUGGUAUUAAUAUAAUUGGAUACACAGCAUGGAGUUUAAUGGAUAACUUUGAAUGGCAAGUUGGAUAUGACGAUAGAUUUGGAUUUUACCAUGUAGACUUCAAGUCGCCAAAUAGAACUAGAACACCCCGAAAAUCAGUUGGAUUUUAUAGACAAUUCGCUACAACUAGAUGCAUCGUUGAUAAAUCACAAUGUGUGGACGACAACCAUAUGGACAAUGUUCUGCGCUAUGUUUACCAAUCGGUAGCAGUGAAUAAUGGUCAUUAA